CCUCGUCGCCGUCGCGUGCACCAGAUACCACGAGCCCACCAUUGCAUCAGCCGAACACCCUCCCUCUCAACGCCAAUCCACCGCCACCGUUAGUUGAACCCGCGCCACCUAGGGUACAACGAGCACCCUCGCGAUAUCCGCUCCUCCAUAUCCGCUACCCGAUUGUGCCUCCGCCAUCGCGUCCACCGUCGUCGUCGCCUGAAGCAGAAAAUAGCCCGUCGCCGUCGCCCCCUUCUACACACCCACCAUCACCACCAGCGAGAAUGAUCGACAUCAACCAGCCUCCUCCUUCAUCACCAACAGAUUCAAGCCCUAUUUUGGGCAAUGAGGUACAUUCUGAUUCACGUUUGCAUGAACUGGUAGAGGGACUUACAACCUCUAUUUCAUCUGAGGAUGARCAUUUUAUUCCUCCUGGUUCUCCCUCUACUGUGAUUAGUCCACAAAAAGUGUUCCUUCUUACUUGGUAUAAUCACUCUUGCACACGGAUGCCCGCUGUUUUGACCGAUCCCAUACCCCACACUGGUGAGGAUGAAUCGGUAGGGCUUGAGGACAUUGUUUUAAAUGAUCAUGAGGCUGCGGUAGAACCUGUUUUAGACACUGAUAUAGAGGAUACUGCAGAACCCGAUUUAGAGGCCGAGGUACGAAAUUUGACCUCAAUCCCUACUAAAAAGAGAAAGGGAUUGGGACGUAUCUUUGCUACGAGGUCUAAAGCCGUGCUCGGUCAGCCUUUAAAAAAGAAACCAAGGCGUGCACCACCUUCUGUCCAGCCUAAGCACUCGGUUUUAACGCCUAGGAAAUCACCUCGCACGGCUGUGGAUAGGCCUGAGGAUACAGCCGGCCCUUCUCGGGUACGGGCCACACGUAGUUCGUCAAACACUCGGUCCAUUCCUAGGCCUCCGAUGCGCUUUGAUGGGUUUAGUUCUGAGGUUGCGCGGCUGCGAUUUGACAAAAUAAAAAACAAGCAGAUUUUACCGGAUAAAGGGUUCGAUAGGAGGAGUGUCGAUGAGUUUAGUUUUAUUCGAGAGUCAAUAAAUGUGGGGGAUGUCGUGGAAAAGGCCAUUCUUUACUGCGCUAAAAGAAGGCAAGGGAAGUUGUUUUUUCCCGGUCUAAUCCACAAAUUGUUGAUGAAAGCGGGUGUUCCGGAGUUUACCGAUGACUUGGUCAUUAAGGAGUGUGAGGAAAAAUGGACGAUUGAUAUAAAAGCUGUAUCAAGACUACGAGAGCGGAGUGAGAGAGGCAGGGAUGGACCAGAUUUGAAUCGCACUAUGGACGAGAUUGUAGAGCUGAAUGGUAGCAUGAUGGAUCUUUUGAUCGAGCAAAAAGCCGAGCUGAUUGAGAAGAUUGAGGCCAUGCAUGCUGAUUUCAACAAAAGGUUAAAGGCCAGCGAGAAGAGAAUGAAGAAACGAUUCGAGAAGUUGAAAGACGGAUUGGAGACUGAGGUAGCUGGCAAGUUAACGAGGAUGCAGCAAAAGUUGAGCAAGUACAAGACRGARGCGAAAAGACUGAGGACACGAAUGGCAUCCAUGGCUGCCCGGAGCACACAGCCUACUCCUUCGGAGUAG
Messenger RNA from Cynara cardunculus var. scolymus (artichoke), 1562 nucleotides. RefSeq names its product MICAL-like protein 1. The annotation marks the transcript as partial. The record is from RefSeq and is a predicted model, not a curated record. Lineage: Eukaryota; Viridiplantae; Streptophyta; Magnoliopsida; Asterales; Asteraceae. The transcript is spliced from 2 exons.